UAAAGAUUGUGAUAGGAGACGUAACUUGAUUACGCGAUGGAGAUGUCGCAUUGCAUACAAGAGAAGAACGGAAUCCAAAGAACAGAAAAAGCUACGGAACAAGAUAAAAACGAUAAAGAAAUCGAUAUCCAUAAAUAUUCGGAACCAUGCAUGAAAUCAAUGAAGCGAAGCGACGUGUUCGAAGAGCCGCACGUCAGAAAAUCUCGUAAAAAACAUUGCGAUUGGAUGAAAUCCAGUUCCGAUACAUAUUGCCCAAAGCUUUUACAAAAAUAUACGCAUCAAAAAACUUUCGAUUAUUUGAAAAAAUAUAUUAUAGAUAAACCAAGUGUCCCAGACUUGCCACAAGAGUGCGAGACUUUAUCAAGGAGUAUCACAGCGUCAAAGAAAAAGGAAAAAAAAGAAAUCGCACCCCAAAAAGACGAUUAUUAUACAUCGCUAUGCCAGCAGAGAGCUGAAUUUCGGAUGCAUCUCAUCAGAAAGAUCAAAGGGCCGGAAAAAAGCCGAAAAAUAUGCGAUGAUUGUGUAGCAAAAAAAGAAACGGUUUUGGAUGAUGAUGAUGAUGUUUGCGGGGAAACAGCGGCAACUUCGAGCAGCGAUAUUGAUGUUCACUAUUGGCUCACGGAGGAAGACAAAAAUCUCUUGAGGUAUUAUUACUACAUUCUUCAUGAGGUCGAUGAUGUUCACGCAGGCACCUUAGAUUCUGACACGUUAAAGAAGAUAACAAGCAUGGUGACCACUGAAUGGCAGGAGAGACACAGCGAGUGUUUCGAGCAAUUGAUUCGGGAAUUAAAAAGCGACUACGUUACAAGCAUGAAAAAAGCUGUCGUUGACUUUGUGCUACAGGAACCAUUCGAAGAGACGCAUAGUAUCUGUGCACCGGUUUCAAAAAAGGGAAAUUUACCAUCGGCGCACGAUCCGCGAUAUAAUAAAUUCUUUAAUUGUCUUGCCUAUGUCAUGGAAGAUCAAUUGCGAGAUUUGUGCUUACGUUCGAUGGAGGACUAUAUCGACUAUCUUACUGACGUGGGUUAUACAAAUUGUGGCUUUAACAUAGACGUUGUGGUAAAGAAUACGUCUAUCACUUUCGAUCCCACAUUCAAUGCAUUCGUAAAUGUGCUUUCAAUGUUGUUGAACUCUUUUUACGACGCUGUAACUACGUUACCACGUGCGGAGAUAAAACUGGAGUGGGUUUAUCCUGAUACUGAUGCGCCUGAACUACUCAAGCCAAUAAUUUCUUCAGACCUUCUUGAGCAGCACGUAAAUACUAUAUCAAACUUAAUUCAACAAUACAGAAUUGAUCCGGAAUUACAAUUACGCGAAUUUGACAAAUAUAUGAGUUUAAUAAACGGCAAAGAUGUACAACACAUUCAGGAUUUUCUAAAAGCGCAACCACCUAAUCCAUACGAGAAAUAUUGCGAACUCAUUGAUUAUUACGAUCAACUGAGCAAGAAUAUACGGCUAGAAUUUUAUUGGACGUCUUUUACUGAUCUUUUUGAAGUUCGCAGGCAUUAUAUUAUAGAACAUAUUGCUUCUACAGCUGCUCAUCUAAAGGACGAAUUAGUUUCAAGAAUGGUUGCCGAUUAUCAGCAAAAAGUUCGAGCUAUAGGAGAUGUUUAUCAAAAUAUUUCGGACCAGGCAUUAAGUAUACCACCCAAUACAUCAGAACUCAUGAAACUGCAGGCUUUUAUACAUAAAUCUGAAACAGACACCGUUUUUGAAUUAGAGACUCGAUUGAGAGAAGUAAUGAAAUACAUAAUAUUUUUGUCGGAUUAUCAUCAUUUAACGCCAGUCGAGUUAAAGAGCAAUAAUUUUGCUUUCCUAUGGUAUCACAAAAUGCCUGAAAUUUUCGAAAAGCAUCGAAAAAUAGUCGCGAGUAAAACAGGCGAGUACCAGGCAACACUCAAAGCUAGAAUCGACAAAUUUGAGCAGGAUCUUCAAAUUUAUGAGAAACAUUGCAACGAAUUGCAAUAUUGGGGUAACAUCGAGGAGAUACAAAGAUACAAAAAAAAAGCUAUGAGUCUUGAUAACAAAUUGAUCGCUGCCAUGGAUAUAAUUGCCGAAUUCAACGAUGAGGAGAAAUUAUUCGGCUGGGAUAUAUCACAGUAUCCCUUGAGGAAGAAGAUAGCCGAUAAAUUGACACCCUACAAAAAAUUCUACGACAUUGCCUGCGAAUUCUUGACAAACUACGAAAUGUGGACGGAAGCUAUGAUAGGUUCUUACGAUCCUGAAAUAAUCGAAAACGAAACCGGUAUCGCGUAUCGUACGGUAUACAAGCUGGAGAAAGCCUUUCAAGAACCUAUAGUGAGGAAACUGGCAGAGAUAGUGAGAAUGAGAAUCGAGGAUUUCAAGGAGCACAUGCCAGUGAUAUUAACCCUCGGUAAUCCUUCCCUGAAGAGUCGUCAUUGGGAGCAAGUCUCGGAAAUUGUUGGAUUUCCGAUAAAAGUCGAUGAAUACAUGACGUUGGCCAAGAUUCUCGAUUAUGGAUUAGGCGAUUACGUAGCGAAAUUCGAGGCAAUAUCCGAGGCAGCCACUAAAGAGGGUAAUCUGGAGAGAGCCUUAUUCAAAAUGUACUCUGACUGGGCAGAUAUUGCGUUCACUGUUAAUCCUUAUCGCGAUACCGGCACAUAUGUCAUUGCCAGUGUGGAUGAGAUACAGCAAUUACUCGACGAUCACCUGACGAAAACCCAGACUAUGAAAAAUUCUCUUUAUAUAAAGCCGUUCGAAAAAGAAACUCUGGGAUGGGAAAACAAGUUACUCUUACUGCAAGAUAUCAUGGAUUAUUGGCUAAAAGUUCAAGCGACAUGGAUGUAUCUUGAACCGAUUUUCACAUCACCUGAUAUACAGCAACAGAUGCCGGAGGAGAGUCGGCGAUUUAGUGCCGUAGACAAAAUUUGGAGGGAAAUUAUGACAAUCGUUGCGGCUAAUCCAGCAGUUAUGAUCGUCGUCGAUAUCGACAAAAUGCUAGAUCGUUUGAAAAAAUGUACCAACCUGCUUGAAUUGGUGCAAAAAGGACUCGCCGCUUAUCUAGAGAAGAAAAGGCUUUUCUUCCCGCGAUUCUUCUUCCUUUCUAACGACGAACUCUUGGAAAUAUUGUCCGAAACCAAGGAUCCCACGCGAGUACAGCCGCAUCUGAAAAAGUGCUUCGAAGGCAUUGAAAAAUUGAGUUUUACCUAUAUUAUGGAGGCCACGGCAAUGAUAUCAUCUGAAGGGGAGGAGAUUGUUCUUGAAGACGUAAUCGAUACGGCCGCUGCACGAGGACAAGUGGAAAAGUGGCUCCUCGAACUCGAGACUGAUAUGAAGAAAAGCGUAAAAGCUCAGGUGAUACGCGCUAAAAAUGCUUUUCCGACUAAAGCUAGGAGUCAAUGGGUCUUGGAAUGGCCGGGUCAGACCAUUCUUUGUGUCAGCAAACUAUACUGGACGGCAGAUGUUAGCGACAAGAUUCCACAGAGCCUCGAAAGUUUAAGAGAUUAUGUAGAAACGUGUACAUACGAGCUUAAUGAAAUCGUUAAGCUUGUUCGCGGUAGAUUAUCAACGCAGAAUCGAACGACUCUAGAAGCUUUAGUGACGCUAGACGUUCACAGUCGCGACGUAUUGAUGCAAUUAUGCGAGCAAGGUGUGAAUCAAGUUGCGGAUUUUAAAUGGCUUUGCCAACUGAGAUAUUACUGGAUAGAUGAAAACUUGCACACGAUGAUGAUAAAUUCUAAACUGAUGUAUGCAUACGAAUACCUGGGCAAUACGUCACGAUUGGUGAUAACACCACUCACCGAUCGAUGCUAUCGCACACUCUUCGGCGCGCUUAGCCUUCAUCUUGGCGGUGCACCAGAAGGACCUGCAGGGACAGGAAAAACAGAGACUACUAAAGAUUUAGCAAAGGCAGUCGCCAAGCAAUGCGUUGUAUUCAAUUGUUCAGAGGGGCUGGACUACAUCGCCCUAGGCAAAUUUUUCAAAGGAUUGGCUAGCACAGGUGCGUGGUCUUGUUUCGACGAAUUUAAUCGCAUCGACUUGGAGGUCCUGUCGGUUGUGGCACAACAAAUCUUAACUAUUCAGCGUGCUAUACAUGCGGAAAAGAAGACUCUAAUAUUCGAGGAGACGGAAUUAAAACUCGAUCGUACCUGCGCGGUAUUUAUUACGAUGAAUCCGGGAUACGCCGGCAGAACAGAAUUACCGGACAAUCUCAAGGCCUUGUUUCGACCAGUAGCCAUGAUGGUACCGGAUUAUGCGUUAAUAGCGGAGAACACGCUAUAUUCAUAUGGAUUUUACGAUGCAAGACCUUUAUCUGUAAAGAUAGUUAUGGCUUAUAAAUUAUGCUCAGAACAACUAUCCAGUCAGAAUCAUUACGAUUACGGGAUGCGAGCGGUAAAGUCUGUCUUAAUUGCGGCAGGAAAUUUGAAAUUGAAAUAUCCGAAGGAAAACGAGGACAUCUUAAUCCUACGUAGUAUCAAAGAUGUGAAUUUGCCCAAGUUUCUCAGCGAAGAUAUACCCCUAUUUCACGGUAUUACCUCGGAUCUUUUUCCAAACGUGCAACUUCCAGAGCCAGACUAUGUGCAUUUAAAUGCGUCUGCGUAUCAAGCAUGUGCUGCCGCAAACAUUCAAUGUGUCCCGGUAUUUUUAGAAAAAAUUCAGCAGAUGUACGAAAUGAUGUUGGUCAGACAUGGAUUUAUGAUCGUUGGGUAUCCCUUCGCCGGCAAGACCACGGCAUACAAAAUGUUAGCCGAUGCCCUCGAAAUUUGCGAGGAGAAUAACCUGAUGAAUGAACACAAGGUAGAGAUAACGGUGAUUAAUCCGAAGUCGAUAACACUGGGACAGUUGUACGGACAAUUCGAUCCGGCGUCUCAUGAAUGGAACGACGGCAUUCUGGCUAUUAGCUAUCGGGCUUUUGCGACCUCGCCGAACGAUAAUCGAAAGUGGCUAGUCUUCGACGGCCCGAUAGACGCGAUAUGGAUCGAGAGUAUGAACACUGUUCUCGAUGACAACAAGAAACUGUGCCUGAUGAGCGGGGAGAUCAUUCAGUUAGCGCCGACGACUAACUUGAUAUUCGAGCCAUUGGAUUUAGAAGCCGCUUCACCGGCCACGGUAUCUCGUUGUGGCAUGAUUUAUAUGGAACCUGGAGCGUUGGGAUGGGAGCCUUUAUUAAAUUCUUGGAUAGCGGCAUUACCGGAAGUCAUAGACGAAUGGUUGCGGACCUUCAUAUACGAAUCAUUAGUCGUCAGAUUUUGCAAACCCCUCUUUCACUUAUUACGCCGAUCUAACGUAAAGGAAAUAUGUCCAAUGCCAGAUUCGAAUCUUUUACGAUCCAUUACUUAUCUCAUGGAUUGCUUCAUGGAUGAUUAUUAUAACGAAGAAGUCGUAAAGAAUCUAAGCGAGCUUGAUUUGCGAGCGCAGAUAGAGGGUUCGUUUUUCUUUUCGUGCAUUUGGGCGAUGGGAGGCACGUUAGAAGCCAAAUACAGGGAACAAUUUAGCAUUUUAUUUCGCGGGCUUCUAGAAAAAGAAUUUCCAAUUUUCCUGAUGAAUCAAUUUCAGUUACAAGAACCGAUUCCACCGCCUUUGAAACCUUAUAUCUUCGUCAUGCCGAAGCAUCAUCUGGUAUUUGACUACAGAUUUAUUAAAGAGGGUAAAGGAAAGUGGAAACUAUGGUCAGACGAAUUAAUAUCCGCGCCGUCGAUUCCCCGUGAUAUCCCAGUCAAUCAGAUAAUCGUACCGACGAUAGAAACGAUACGAUUCACGGCGCUCUUUCAAAUGUUGGUCCAACACGAAAAGCCAGUGCUCUUUGUGGGUCCGACAGGGACCGGAAAGUCUGUGUAUAUAAUCGACUUUCUAUUGAAGAAAAAUAACGCUGCGGUGAAUAAACCGUUAUUGAUCAAUUUCUCCGCGCAGACUACUGCUAAUCAGACGCAGGAUAUUAUUAUGAGCAAGCUAGAUCGUAGACGUAAGGGUGUGUACGGUCCUCCGAUAGGAAAACGCUGGAUCAUAUUUGUCGACGACGUCUCGAUGCCGUUGAAAGAAACAUUCGGAGCGCAACCGCCUAUAGAGUUACUACGACAAUGGUUGGAUCAUUGGCAGUGGUAUGACAGAAAAGAAGGGACGUUAAUAAAAUUGAUCGAGAUUCAAUUAAUGUGCGCCAUGGCUCCACCAUUUACCGGGAAAGAUGUCACGCCGCGAUUCAAACGGCACUUUUUUGUUCUGACGAUAUCCGAAUUCGAGGAUGACGUUAUGAUUACGAUAUUCAGCAGAAUCGUUCUGUGGCAUCUUGAUACGAGGGGUUUCAGCAAAGAAUUUGAUCCGUGUAUUGAUCAAAUUGUUCUUGCAACAUUAGACAUUUAUAAAAAAAGCUUGUCCUUUCUGCUACCAAUACCUGCAAAAUGCCAUUACAUGUUUAAUCUUCGAGAUUUCUCCAGAGUAAUCCAGGGAGUUCUUCUAUCGGUCCCGGAAACCAUGCCCGCGCUCUCAAAUAUGAAACGAUUAUGGGUUCACGAGAUACUUCGAGUGUUUGGCGAUCGUUUAGUCGAUGAAAUUGAUAUCAAUUGGCUGAUACAGCAAAUCGAUGUGACACUAAAAAAACGUAUGGAAGUUCCAAUGGAGGAACUCUUCGAAGAUUUAUUGCCUAAAAAAGAACAAUAUAUUACAAGGAUCACUGUAAACGAAUUACGAAAUUUAGUAUAUUGUGAUUUUAUUGAUGCCAAGGCGGAUAUACGCUUGUAUCAAGAAGUCAGUGACCUAGAACAAUUGCGAGAGAUCGUGGAAACGUAUCUUUCCGAAUAUAAUUCAAUGACCAAGAAGCCUAUGAACUUGGUAUUGUUUCGGUUUGCCAUCGAGCAUCUGUCAAGGAUAGCUCGUAUUAUCAAGCAACCGCGAAGCCACGCUCUUCUCGUCGGAGUUGGCGGAUCCGGAAGGCAAUCUCUAACCAGGCUGGCAUCGCAUAUUUGCGAUUACGACGUGUUUCAGGUCGAGCUUACGCAACAAUACGGUCUGCAUGAAUGGCACGAGGAUAUCAAAACUAUUCUAAAAAAAGCCACUGCCACCGAGUUGCACUCGGCUUUCCUCUUCAGCGACACGCAGAUUAAGGAGGAGAACUUCUUGGAGGAUAUCAGCAAUAUGCUUAAUUCUGGAGAAGUGCCCAAUAUAUAUGCGGCUGACGAGAAGGCUGAAAUAUGUGAAAAAAUGAAAAAGAUUGAUCAACAGAGAGAACGAUCGUUACAAACGGAUGGUAGUCCUGCAGCGCUUUUUAAUUUAUUUGUGCAAAUAUGCCGCGAUCAGCUACAUAUUAUUGUCACUAUGUCUCCUAUCGGCGACGCUUUCAGAAAUCGGAUCAGGAAAUUCCCGGCUUUAGUUAACUGUUGCACCAUAGAUUGGCUUCAGCCAUGGCCUGAAGAUGCUCUACUGGCUGUUGCGACGAAAUUUUUAUCAACGACCGAACUCACUGAUCAUGAAAGAAAAGCCGGUAUUGACAUGUGUCAAUUUUUCCACGUGUCCACUGAAAAAUUAAGCGAAGAAUUCUUAUUUCGUUUAAAUAGACGCAAUUAUGUGACACCUACCUCUUAUCUCGAAAUGAUCAACACUUUUCAAAGUUUGCUUGACAAAAAACGCGGAGAAGUGCUGCACGGUAAAGCUCGAUACGAAGGCGGAUUAGGACAAUUGGAUAGCACGCAACAACAAGUGACAGAUAUGCAAAAUACAUUGAAGCAAUUGCAACCGAAAUUAAUCACAGCCACGCAGGAUAUUCAGAAAAUGCUAGCCGAUGUCGAGAAAGAGAAUCAAGAAGUGGCGGAAUUUGAGAAAGUUGUCAAAGUCGACGAAGCCGCGGCACAAGUAGUAGCGGACGAAGCAGCUGUGAUAAAAACCGAGUGCGAUGCUGAUUUGGCUGCAGCCAUGCCUAUUUUAAAUCGCGCUCAAGCAGCGUUAGACACGUUAACAACGACAGAUAUUGCAGUGGUGAAAGCAAUGAAACGUCCACCAUACGGUGUGAAGCUCAUUGUGGAGAGCGUUUGUGUUCUCAAGCAAAUAAAGCCAGAGAGAAUUCACACGAAGGAGGGCACGUACGUCGAUGAUUACUGGAAGGCUGCCUUAAGAAUGCUGAGCGACGCUAAAUUUUUGGACUCGCUGCUUAAUUUUGAUAAGGACAACAUACCGGAUAAAGUGAUAGAAACGAUACGAAAUGAAUACCUAACUAAUCCAGACUUCGAUCCGGAGAAGAUAAAGAAGGUCUCGACGGCUUGCGAAGGAUUGUGCCGUUGGGUCAUCGCAAUGUCCGAGUACGAUAUAAUCGCUAAGAUCAUCGCUCCUAAAAGACAAGCUUUGGCAAAAGCUGAAGCUGCCUAUCACAAUGCUAUAGAAAAGCUAAAUUUAAAGAGAGAGCAAUUGCGCCAAGUGCAGGAAAAAUUAUUGCAUCUUGAAGAGACCUUAAACAAGAAAAAGAUAGAGUUUCAAAUUAUGUCGGAUCAAGUAGCGGAUUGCGAGACGAAACUGAAACGAGCCGAGGACCUUAUCGGAGGAUUGGGCGGAGAAUAUGCACGUUGGUUCCAAACUGCCAAACAAUUGGGCGACAAAUACCAUCGGCUAACGGGCGAUGUAAUAAUUGCUUCCGGCGUAGUGGCUUAUUUAGGUCCGUUCACUAUGCCGUUUCGCGUGCAGCAGAUAAGCGAAUGGGUACAGUUGUGUACAGAUUUACAAAUGAUUUGCAGCCACGAUUUCCAGCUACGCGAGAUACUCGGCGAUCCGGUUCUGAUCAGAUCCUGGAACAUCGCCGGAUUACCCGCCGAUGUGUUUUCCGUUGACAACGGAAUCAUCGUUAUGAAUGCCAGAAGAUGGCCGCUAAUGAUAGAUCCGCAAAGCCAAGCUAAUAAAUGGAUAAGAAACUUGGAGAAAAAUAAUAAUAUAAGCAUUAUUCGGCUGAGCCAGCACGAUUAUAUAAGGAUCUUGGAAAACGCGAUACAAUUUGGACAGCCGGUACUAUUGGAGAACGUGGAAGAAGAAUUAGAUGCCGUUCUCGAGCCGAUACUUCUCAAACAGACAUUCAAGCAAGCUGGUGCAUUAUGCAUAAAAUUGGGCGAUGCCAUAGUAGAAUAUAAUACUAAUUUUAGGCUCUACAUUACAACAAAAUUAAGAAAUCCUCAUUAUCUGCCGGAAAUAGCUGUGAGAGUAACUCUGCUGAAUUUUAUGAUAACACCGAGUGGCUUAGAAGAUCAGUUGCUUGGUAUCGUGGUCGCGAGGGAAAGACCCGACUUGGAAUCAGAGAAGAAUAUUUUGAUCGUGCAGGGUGCUGAAAACAAAAGAAUGUUGAAGGAGACGGAAGAUAAAAUCUUGGAAGUACUUUCUAUGGCAAAAGGUAACAUAUUAGAGGACGAGGAAGCUAUCGACAUUCUAAUGGUGUCCAAAAAUUUAAGCGAUGAUAUCCAAGUGAAACAAGCGGCCACGGAGGUCACAGAGAAAUUGAUCGACACCGCGAGGCUUCAAUAUCAACCUAUUGCAGCCUAUUCGACCAUAUUAUUCUUCACAAUAGCAUCUUUAGCCAAUAUAGAUCCAAUGUACCAAUAUUCGUUGGUCUGGUUUGUAAAUCUUUACAAUAUGGCUAUCACUAAUACGGAACCAGCCGACACUGUUGAGCAACGUCUGAAAGAUCUGACAAAAUACUUUACAUAUUUCCUUUAUGUCAAUAUCUGUAGAUCAUUGUUUGAAAAAGAUAAGCUACUUUUCGCGCUGCUCCUCGUUAUCAAUCUGUGCGGAAUGAGCGAUGUACCGGAAACCGCGAGUCAAUGGUUAUUUCUGCUAACCGGUGGAAUAGGUUUAGAAAAUCCAUAUGUAAAUCCCGCAGAAUGGCUGCCUGUUAAACAAUGGGAUCAGCUAUGCAGACUGGAUAAUAUCAAAGGAUUCGAAGGCAUCAGAGAAUCGUUCUCCAAUGCCAUCAGCGAAUGGAAAGAGAUAUUCGAUUCGAGAGAACCGCAGAAACAACCUUAUCCGUCACCAUACAAAAAUAUAAACUUAUUCGAACGAUUAUUAAUUCUACGAUGUAUCCGACCUGAUAAAAUUAUAUCGGCUGUACAAAUACUUGUUGAAGAAGAAUUAGGCGCGCAAUAUGCGGAAGCACCACCUUUCGAUUUGGUAUCCUCCUUCGCGGAUUCCAACUGUUGUAUUCCAUUGAUAUUUGUCUUGACACCCGGCGCCGAUCCGGCGCAAGCCUUGUUGACAUUUGCCGACGAGCAAGGCUACGGUGCUAAGCGUCUCUUCUACUUGUCUCUCGGCCAAGGUCAAGGACCUAUAGCGGAAGGUUUGAUAAAGGACGGCGUUCUACACGGCAACUGGGUAGUAUUGCAAAAUUGUCACUUGGCCAAGAGCUGGAUGCCGACACUCGAGAAGAUCUGCGAGGGUCUGAUACCCGACACGAUUCACCCUGAUUUCCGGCUGUGGCUUACCAGUUAUCCGGCGGAACAUUUUCCCAUCUCGGUCCUCCAGAAUGGCAUCAAGAUAACGAACGAGCCGCCCAAGGGACUCAGGCCCAACAUCUUGAGAUCUUACGCGAGUGAUCCGAUCAGCAGUUCCGAAUUCUUCGAAGGUUGCAUUCAGAGCGAGUAUUUCAAGAAGCUCCUGUACUCGUUGUGCUUUUUCCACGCUUUUGUGCAAGAGAGACGCAAGUUCGGCCCGAUCGGUUGGAACAUCCCCUAUGAAUUUAAUGAAACCGAUCUGAGGAUUAGCGUUCUACAAUUGAAGAUGUUCCUGGAUGAUUACGCAGAUGUGCAGUUCGACGCUUUGAAAUAUCUCACGGGCGAAUGCAACUAUGGAGGAAGAGUUACGGACGAAUGGGAUCGCAGAACGUUAAACACAAUCCUGGCAAAGUUUUAUUGUCCAGAGGUGUUAGCCGAUGAAAUAUACUACUUCGAUGAAUCGUCCACUAUUUACUACUGCCCGAUUGUCAGAGAAUAUGAUGCGUAUCUCAACUACACGAGAAAACUUCCGAUAAUUACUGAGCCAAGUGUAUUCGGCAUGAAUGAAAAUGCCGAUAUUCUUAAAGAUCAACGAGAGACAGACUUAUUAUUCACUUCAUUGCUGCUUACUCAGGAAGCUAUCAAACCUGGUUUGAGACAAGCGUCUGACGAUGAGAUAGUUUACGACGUUGCAACAGAAAUUUUAGACAAACUUCCAGACGAUUACGAUCUUAUUGCAGCACUCGUAAAAUAUCCUACAUUAUACAGCGAAAGCAUGAAUACUGUACUGGUGCAAGAAAUGGACAGAUUCAAUAACUUAUUACGUUGCAUCAGAAAUAGCCUUAUCAAUGUACGAAAAGCUAUCAAAGGUAUAAUCGCAAUGUCUUUCGAGCUUGAAGACAUUUACGAGGCAAUUUUAAUAAGCAAGAUACCCCUUUUGUGGAAACAAAAUUCUUACCCAUCCUUAAAACCUCUCGGCAGUUAUAUCAGUGAUUUUCUACAUCGUUUAACAUUUUUACAGAAAUGGUACGACGAAGGACCACCCGUCACAUUUUGGUUAGCAGGAUUUUAUUUCACGCAAGCAUUUUUGACCGGGAUACGACAAAAUUACGCGCGAAAAUAUCGGAUUCCCAUAGAUCUUCUCGCAUUUGACUUUGUAGUCCUUAAAGAAACCGUCUUCACAUCUGCGCCCGAGAACGGCGUUUACAUUUAUGGAUUAUUUUUGGAUGGCGCAAGAUUCGAUAUGGAAAAAAUGAACAUAGAAGAGAGUUUCCCCAAAGUGCUUCACGACAACGUACCUUUUCUGUGGCUGAUACCGAUGAAGAAGCAGGAUAUCGAGGAAAGGCGAUCAUAUACCUGUCCGCUCUAUAAAACCAGUGAACGGCGCGGAGUGCUGUCCACCACGGGUCACUCCACAAAUUUCGUCAUAGCCAUAUGGUUGCCUACAAUUAAGCCGCCCGAGCAUUGGAUCAUACGGGGAGCGGCUAUGCUUUGUCAACUAAGUGAAUAAAAAAAAUAGCAAAUUAUUAAUGUCAAUUAUUAUAUUCUUCCGUUUAAUUCUUAUCACUGCAACGAUAGAUUGUGUAUUUGAUUUGAAAAAUGAAUGAAAUCUUGAUGAAAAAGUAUUAUUUUCCGUGCUGUGUACUCGUAAUUAAGAAUAUUAUUUUUUCAUUCAUACUACCAAACCGAAUUUGAUACAUAAAGUAAGGGUGAAAUAAAUACGUACCAAGAUAUAUAAAGCAGAUUAGUUAAUAAAGUUUAUUAUUUUCUCCUCGU
Messenger RNA from Formica exsecta, 12188 nucleotides. Its product is annotated as dynein heavy chain 7, axonemal-like. The transcript has 47 exons. Gene Ontology annotation, molecular function: ATP binding; dynein intermediate chain binding; dynein light intermediate chain binding. Bases 37 to 11922 code for a protein of 3961 amino acids. The record is from RefSeq and is a predicted model, not a curated record. Gene Ontology annotation, biological process: microtubule-based movement. Gene Ontology annotation, cellular component: dynein complex. Lineage: Eukaryota; Metazoa; Arthropoda; Insecta; Hymenoptera; Formicidae.